UCCACAAAAGCUUAGCACCUAUUAUGUACAGAUCAAACUGUGCUAGAUAUUGGGUGAGACACAAAGAUGGAAGAGAGCAUGGUAUUUGCCAUCAAGAAGUUUGUGCAGAAUUAGGGAGAAAACCAACACAAGUAAUUGUAAUGCAAAAAGAAAAUAUAUUCAAAGGGCUCUAAGAAUUUUAAGGAAGAAAUUAGUUCCCAUUGAAGGAGCAGGAAGAAUUCAUGGAAGAAGUAGCCUUGAGUUUGGACUUGAAUCAAAGCCAUGCCAUUUUUUGACAUUCAAACACGUUUGGGCCUCAAUGUUGACAAAUGGAUGACAAUUAUGAGUGCUGAACAACCUUACAAAAUGCCAGCCCGAUGCCAUGCUUUUGAGAAGGAAUUCAUUGAGUGUGCCCAUGGAAUUGGUAUGACCCGAGCCAAGAAAGAAUGCAGACUGGAAUAUGAGGAUUUCAUUGAAUGUUUGCAUAGGCGGAAAACGAUAGAACGUUUGGGAACAGUCAUGAAGCAGAAGGAGAAGUUAAUGAAAGAAGGGAAGUAUACUCCUCCACCUCACCACUCAGGCAAAGAAGAGCUAAGACCUUGAUUGGUGGCUUCACGUUGUUUCACUCUUUAUGAUGGGAUGAAAGUAUACCCUUUUCCACUGGAAAUGUAUAUUUAUUAAGACAGAGACCUUAUUCCAAAAGUUAAAAAUCAGAAUGUAGAAGCUGUCCUGUUUUCCCCUGCCCCCAGUUCUCUCCGUACUUUGUCAUUAAGAUAACCACACCAGGCAAGUUGGUAGCAGUGGUUCACACUGUAAUAUAUGAUCUGUGAUUCUGUCUGCAUCUGAAAAUAAGCAUUUUGGAAAGUAAACAUUUACCAGUGUUA
Sarcophilus harrisii (Tasmanian devil) is the source of this 863-nucleotide messenger RNA. It is a transcript of the gene NDUFS5, whose product is annotated as NADH:ubiquinone oxidoreductase subunit S5. Gene Ontology annotation, biological process: mitochondrial respiratory chain complex I assembly. The transcript has 3 exons. The record is from RefSeq and is a predicted model, not a curated record. The coding region runs from base 262 to 582 and encodes 106 amino acids. NCBI's taxonomy places the organism in Eukaryota, Metazoa, Chordata, Mammalia, Dasyuromorphia, Dasyuridae.